Messenger RNA from Suillus subalutaceus, 879 nucleotides. RefSeq lists its product as uncharacterized. The coding region runs from base 1 to 879 and encodes 292 amino acids. The record is from RefSeq and is a predicted model, not a curated record. Lineage: Eukaryota; Fungi; Basidiomycota; Agaricomycetes; Boletales; Suillaceae. The transcript has 5 exons.
AUGACUGCAGCCAUCAACAAAGCUUUAUACGACGAACAAGGGUACAUCAUCGUCCCAAAUCUCAUUCCUCCAGAGAUGUUCGAGGCCCUCAAAGAGGCCUGCGAGCAUGCUAUAGCUAAGACCAGAACCGGAUCAUGGCCCCACCGGCGCACCGUCGGAAGACAGUUCCCUCCUUUCGACGAUAGCAAUCCAGAUUCAUGGGGCGUUCAACACCUCAUGCAUCCUGACCUUGAGGAGCCCGCAUUUGCAGAGUGGUACACCUCGGAUGCGCUUAUUAAUGUUGCGAAGGAGUUGUUGCAAUGCAAUCAAGAUGAACUGCAGAUGGAGCUUUUUAACCUGCUAAUCAACCCAUUAGAACACGAUUUUGCGCUUCGAUGGCAUCGUGAUGAUGUACGAGAAAACGCGACCGCUGAGGAAGAGGUUAUUGCUCUUGGACUCUGGACGCAUGGAGUCCAAUGGAAUACGCGAGUACUCUCCAACGACUCGUGUCUCUACCUCGUCCCGAAGACCCAUAAACUGCCGAGAACGGAGCUUCAGAGAGCUCAGUCAAUGACACAAGCACCACCUGCGAACCCUUUAGACAUGCCGGGAGCGAUUCAAGCCACCUUGCAACCUGGCGAGUCGGUGUUCUAUAAUAACAAUAUAUUACACUGCGGAGCAUACAACUCGAAACAGCGCCGCGCGACGCUUCAUGGAUGCAUGGGCGACACACGUGGUGGAUCGACAAGAGCGAAAAAUGUCCUCCAGCAUGGACUGUUGUGGAUGACGGAGGACCGCUUCCGUGAUCGGUUGAAUGACAGAGGGAAGAAGAUGCUUCAGGCUCUUGUUGAUAUGAAGGAAGGUGUUAAAGGCGAUCUUGGAUAUUCUCAAGUGAAUUAG